Messenger RNA from Dermacentor silvarum, 5516 nucleotides. RefSeq names its product ras-related protein Rab-8A-like. Gene Ontology annotation, molecular function: GTPase activity; GTP binding. NCBI's taxonomy places the organism in Eukaryota, Metazoa, Arthropoda, Arachnida, Ixodida, Ixodidae. Bases 55 to 699 code for a protein of 214 amino acids. The record is from RefSeq and is a predicted model, not a curated record. The transcript has 7 exons.
CUCGCCCCGGAGCAACACAUCGAUCCCGCGUCAGCCGCUGUCAGUUGGGCCAACAUGGCGGUGGACUUCACGGCCAUUUUCAAAAUUCUCGUCCUGGGCGACAGCAAUGUGGGCAAGACGUGCAUCGUUCACCGAUUCUGCGACGAGCGCUUCUACGACACGUAUAUAUCCACGAUCGGUAUUGACUUCAAGCAGAAGAUAAUCAGCCUGGACGGAGUGCCGGUGAAGCUUCAAAUAUGGGACACGGCGGGCCAGGAGCGGUUCCGCACCCUGACUACGGCCUACUACCGCGGCGCCAUGGGCAUUUUAAUUAUGUACGACGUCACAAACAUGGACUCGUUCAACCACCUUUCCUACUGGUUCAGGAAUAUCGAAGAGAACGCGUCACCCGAAGUGGUCAAAGUCCUGGUCGGCAACAAGUGUGAUGCGACGCACGCACGCCAAGUGGAGAAGGACCGGGGAGAGAAGAUGGCGGAGAGCUUCGACAUCCCGUUCUUCGAGUGCAGCUGCAAGCAGAACGUCAACAUCCAGGAGGCCUUCGUCACCCUCGCCAGGAAAAUCCGCGAGCAGAGGGAGCAGAGGGUGAUCAUCAGUCCACUACCGGGCAAGUUUGAAGACAGCGACCGCCUGCAGUGGGAGAAAGCCGACCUGAACCAGAACAGGCAGCCGCCGUCGGCGCAGUAUCGCUGCAACUGCUGAGUGACGCCCUCCGUGAAUACAGCCGUUCUUCCUUUCUCGUCGCCGCCGCCGCCGCCGCAGCGUCACCGAUGGCCGACUUAAUUUAUUUCCGCGCUGCCGCCGCCUGCUGUGUUUUUUCCACUACGUGCUGCAACGCGGACCUUGGACUGACGGACGGACAACGACUCCGAGAGGGAGAGAGGAGAGAGCAACACGGAGGAUCAGCUUAUCGCUGCGUCGCUCCACAAGUGCAACGACGCCCUUUCGGUUCCCACACUGACGCUAUGUACUGUACGCCGCAAGGACGAUCCUGCAUGGAACACGGAAAGAUCUCGGGCCGCGCGGAAACGCGAUUGCGCAAUCAUAUGUGCGCGUUUUACGCUUUGCUUCUUUGAGUUCCGUAAGCGGGGAGAAGCCGGCAAAGUCGUGCACAUCGUGUGCCCCUGUGUAACAUAGCCGAACCCGCUGUAACGAAACUCUGAAGUAAGGGUGUUCGAAUGGUCAAAAAUCCUAAUCGAAUAUUCGAGGGAUACUGGUUUCCAAGGCGAAAACGAGUAGUUUUUCUUUUUUUUUUUCUAAAUGCAGAGAAAGCUGCAUGGGGUGAAAAUACGGCGAAAAGAAAAACUUUGCAUUAACAACUAUUCGAUAUGCCUGGAAGUUCAUUCAACUGAUCAGCUUUAAGGUAAUCAAUAAGUUAAAGGUUAUUACAUUUCCUGGUUGGCAAAAGGGAAACUUGCAGCGACCGAUGGAUGGUAUGCGUGUUUGUUUUUCUUCCUUUUUCGUGUUAAUUACGCUCUAGCUUAUCACCCGCAUAGUCGGCUAUAAUAAAUUAUUCGGAAAAAGUCGAAUAUCGUAAUCUUGAAUCGAAUAUACCACGAUUACAAACAUAAGUACUCAAUUCGUUUUUGAAAGUUUGGACAUUUGCGCACCCUUACUCUGAAUUGAGAAUCGCGUGGAACAUUUCCGACGUGCAUUCUACGUGUAGCCAGCGUUCGUCUGUUUCACGUCAUGACGUCAUGCACGCUGCAAUCAGAAUUGAAAAAAAAGGAAAGUAUUCCGGUGUGGCCGCCGCUUUAAUUGACUACCAAAUAAUACACAAUUAAGUCCUUAUUAUACAAGAACAGACGUGUACACGUUACAGAGAAUAGUAACCGAUUGCAAUUAGAGUUACUUCACUAAAAAAUGUAAUUGAUUACAGUUUCCAAUUACAGCCCCAUGAAAGUUAUUGAGGAAUUACUCAAAAGCAAUCGGUUACUUCUGCGUUACUUUUCUCCAAACCGUAUAUUGCACAGAUAACGUAAACAGAACGAGCUGGCCUGGCACAUUCAGUGUAUGCUCUGCAGCCCUUCAUACAUUGCUUAUAAUUACUAACAAUUGCUUUUAUAAAAUUUCAUCGCUCAUUUUCCCUCGUUUUUUUCAUGAAGACAUCAUCAGAGACCCUGAAAACUCGCUUGAUGUGCGCACUAGGGAGUAGGGUGGUGGUGUAAGGAACGGAAAUCUUACGCACAAGAUAGUCGUUACUCAGCAUCUGCGUCGUCUGUGAAGCACAGCGCUUCACUGUUGCUCUGGUUUGAAGACGCUCCCGUUCGGACCAAUUAAAACCUCUAAAGAUCGUCCGCAGCUGAUAUCCUGACAUUAACGUCCUAAGUGGCUGUCGCUAUUGAGCCAUACCAGCAACGAUUCAAUUUACCGGCCAACAUCUGGUGGUUCGUAAUCAUGAGGAAACAAAGCUUGAUGCACCCCUCCCCCGAAACAAACACUCCUCCACCCCCCUUCAACACACACACCAAGUUUGUCAGAGGGGCUACAGAUUGAUUUUGAUUUCUCUAUUCGAUGGUAUUGGAGAUGCUGCAAACUUUCGUCGCCGGCUUUUGGGCAACAUUUAAUUGUCAUACGAGGGGACAGAAAUGUCAUGAAGUGAGAGAGCAAAAAAAAAUUACGAACAUUUUAGCCCCUAUGGUCUUGAAACCUAAAGACAGUUGCUAUACAAUGUGCGCAAAAAUGUACAGCAUCUUAACGUAAGGCUCAAGCAGUAGUACCGGUCAUGUGCGCUGUGGAUUUUGUAUGCUUCUGGCAGAGGCACGCGUGCUUCCGAGUGCAUUUGCGCAUGAAGAGAACUAGACGUCACGUUCUUCCAAAGGAAGUCUGCGAUGUGCGUUUCCUCGCUGAGCCAUUAGGUCAUGGUUCAAAGGCCUUGGCUCCCUGCUUUAGCCUCUUCCUUUGACGCUUAUCCACGGACACGAGUCAGGGAAGGAAGUUGGCCUUGGCGUUGUGUUCGUAAGAAGCGGAAUGACAGUUUGAGUUAGGCCGCGCAUAACUCUGUAAUCAUUCGGCGCUCUUCACCUCUGGUCACAACGAGCCUCCUUUGCGGCGCAGCAUAUGCAUCGACGUGGUUUAAGUGUUCUCAAUAGAUCAUAAUGGACUACACCACGCGCGCUGCUGAGUGUCUGUGCAUGGUCUCUACCGAGCAUUAUGAUUACUGUGCAGUAACAUUUAGAAGAUUAAUAGCAGAAGGCACAAGAACGAAAUAGUAUAUGUCGAAUAUGUAGACGGUUGUACAUGCCGAACAUGGAAGACAUGGUUCAGUCGCACUUGGUUCACGGCACAUGGUUCAGUCGAUCAAUCGCUUCCCUCAGGCAAGACUUAUAAAUCGAAAGUGUUCGCUCCCCAGGCGUCUUCACUGAAUGUUGUUCCUUGCAAGAUAUUAUGAGGUAUUUGGUUCUGCAUCCACUCAUCCACUGUGCACGCUGGCAUAGUUUCCUUGUCAGCAGAAAACAAGAUUUCUGGCGUACAACUGUGGGUCGGUCAGCUUGGAAUUCGUAAUCACCAACGGACAGGCAAAUCGCACGAAAACGAAACGAUCACGCACAGAAUUUUAUAACAAAGCAAAUGGCAUUGCAUGACAUAGGCAAUCAAAUCAUCAGCACGCGAUAGGGACCCGGUUGCCUCGAAGAGUACGCGAGAAGGCUGUCUGUAGCCCACACACUUGUUUGUAGGCGCUACAACGCCAAUGAGAUGAAGGGAGCCACACCCCGUUUUGCGCUAACAUCCACCCUCGUUCGUGCACCCUCUGCAAUUACAAUUGGCCGACCGAAGCAGAACAGUGAAAGCCUGCAGGCUGAAGCAGAGCUAUGGCAGCGCGUUCGGCGCGCAACAUUGCCGCCAUCACCGCUUAGCAGGCCCCGCAAAAGUAGUUGAUAACAUUGCGCUCCCGGCUCAAGUAUAAGCAUGGCCAAUCAUUGCGACGCUCCACGUCAAAGUGGUCGGAGGGACAGUAGUCACUGCUAACGCGAGCCGACAACUGUCUAAGUAAUCAACGAGCGACUUCGAGUACUCGCAAGUAAUGCAUAUGACUGGCCUUGUCGCGACUCCGCAGAAUAGUUGUUGUUGAAAGCGUUAUACUUAACCGGAGGACGGCGCAGCUGUGCCACACGAAAUACAACGUGACGCUGACAAUGUGUACCGUAUAGUUUGUUAUAUACCUGAUGUUUUUGGUGUGGACCAUUUCUUGUACAAAGUGUGAUACUGUUUGCGUACAAUACGACUGAAAAAAAAUAAUAACAAGAAACGAUGUGUUCACCGAGCCGCGAGCCCAUGUUGAAGACUCCCAGUGAUGGUGUAUGGACCGCAUUCGCGAGCACAGCGAAUUCGCUGGGCCCGGGAUAGUCAAAGAUUGUACAUACGUUUGCGAAUUCAUUUACGAGAUUUGCUUGACGAAAUAGGCGAUUCGUGUUUUCCAGGCACAUAUUCUGCUUUCUAAUGAUAUUGCAAGUAAAAUAAAACUGAAACUGGACUGAGCUUUAGCUACGCUAAAAGUGUUGCUUUGAUACUGUGCCAAGAGCCCGUAUUGUUAGUCUUUUCCCGAUGGCUGUUCCUUAACAACGAGCGUGGACUGACGAGGAGACAAGGUGACUUUGAAGCCAGGUUAGCGAGCUUUUACGACGUAGGUGCGAAGCUCCGCUCGUUAAAAUAGCUUUAAAGGAACCUUUUUAAAUAUGGGAGCAGACUAAUCCUACGGCCUCUUGCAAAGCGCGUUAGCCUUGUAAUUCUUGGUACAAUCGUGAACUAAGCCGUAACGCAACUUCUAUUUACCUCGCCACGUUUGGUGGUGUUCACUGUGACGCUAAGCACCACUAAGCGCUGGUCUGUUCGCAGGGAGUUUAAAAUACAAGUAAAAAGGGUGCUAUAGUGCACUAUGUAGGCGCACAUGUUUUUAUCUUUUCGUGCUAAAACAAGUAGUGAACUUGCCGUAGUAUGCACUGCAUGCUGGAAGGUACGACAUUGUUAACUCUCACUUUAUAAUCGACCUGUUUUUUAAAAGAAAAUCCGUGCAUGCAGAAAAAAAAAAUAAAAAGGCUUGCCGGAUAAAAUUCUGACUCUUUAUUGCGCCACCGACAAUGCACGAUGUAAGUGCUUGAGUAUAAGGUAAAUGAACUCGCUUUCUCAUGUGUAAAGAUGCUGUCGUUCAUGCCGAAGCAACUUCCACAGUAUAGUGGAAAACUAAAAACGUUUUACUUUACCAAAUGACUGUAUAGCAUUCUAUAUUGUGGAACACUUUCUAUUUGUCAUAUGUUUCUUUAUAACCUUUGGAGCAUAGCACUUGUUCCAGAGUAUGUCUGAUAACAUCAAUUCUGUCUUUUGCUGUUGACCUAGCGAGUAAAAUCUUUGUUACGGCUGCUCCAAGUUUAGAGAGAACAUGGUGCCAGCGCAUUUUUAUUUCUUUCCCUCUGUGUGAUUUAGUUAUUCUGUUUGCAACAUUUAUUACUGGUUGUACCAGUGAGCUGAAAUUCAAUGUGAUCUCUCGGUUGAAUAAAGAAUUCAAUACGUGCAACAAUCGA